This is a messenger RNA of Sander lucioperca (pikeperch), 2453 nucleotides long. RefSeq names its product solute carrier family 5 member 2 (gene slc5a2). Gene Ontology annotation, biological process: sodium ion transport; transmembrane transport. The record is from RefSeq and is a predicted model, not a curated record. Gene Ontology annotation, cellular component: plasma membrane. Bases 1 to 1989 code for a protein of 662 amino acids. The transcript has 15 exons. NCBI's taxonomy places the organism in Eukaryota, Metazoa, Chordata, Actinopteri, Perciformes, Percidae. Gene Ontology annotation, molecular function: D-glucose:sodium symporter activity.
AUGGCGGAGCCCUCGUCAGACAAAGUGAUCAUCAACAACCCAGCAGACAUCGCCGUCAUUGUUGGAUAUUUCAUCAUGGUUAUUAGUGUCGGCAUUUGGGCCAUGUUUCGGACCAAACGUGGGACAGUUGCAGGAUAUUUCCUGGCAGGACGCACCAUGACCUGGUGGCCGGUUGGUGCAUCUCUGUUUGCCAGCAACAUUGGUAGUGGUCACUUUGUGGGCCUGGCAGGCACUGGGGCAGCGAGUGGCAUCGCUGUGGGAGGGUUCGAGUGGAAUGCUCUGUUCAUCGUGCUGCUGCUGGGCUGGUUGUUUGUACCUGUCUACCUCACAGCUGGGGUGAUCACGAUGCCGCAGUACCUGAAGAAGAGGUUCGGAGGGACCAGGAUCAGCCUCUACCUCUCCGUUAUCUCUCUGUUCCUCUACAUUUUCACCAAGAUCUCAGUGGAUAUGUUUUCGGGGGCUGUGUUCAUCCAGCAGGCAUUAGGGUGGAACAUCUACUUAGCCGUCAUCACCCUUCUGUUAAUAACAGCCUUGUACACUGUUACAGGUGGCCUGGCUGCUCUGAUGUACACUGACACAGUUCAGACCUUUGUCAUCAUUGCCGGGGCCUUCGUCCUCACUGGCUUCUCUUUUGCUGAAGUAGGAGGCUACAGCGCUCUGCUGGCCAAAUACAGCUCUGCUAUGCCAAGUAAUUUCUCUUCAAUGGAUCCCCAGCGCUACAACAUCUCCCCCCACUGCUAUACCCCCAGACAGGACGCCUUCAGCAUGCUGAGGCACCCAACCACAGGGGACUUGCCCUGGCCUGGAGUGCUGUUUGGAAUUGCUAUAGUGGGAGGCUGGUACUGGUGUUCAGACCAGGUGAUAGUCCAGCGGUGCCUUGCAGCUCGUAGUCUGACCCAUGUGAAGGCCGGCUGCAUCAUGUGUGGCUACCUCAAACUGCUGCCAAUGUUCCUCAUGGUGUUCCCCGGCAUGAUCAGCAGGGUACUCUACCCAGAUGAGGUUGGCUGUGUUGUCCCUGAGGUGUGUGAGAGGGUGUGUGGGACUGAAGUGGGCUGCUCCAACAUCGCUUAUCCUAAACUGGUGGUGUCAAUUAUGCCAAAUGGUUUGCGAGGUCUGAUGCUGGCUGUGAUGUUGGCUGCUCUCAUGUCCUCUUUGGCCUCCAUCUUUAACAGCAGCAGCACUCUGUUCACCAUGGACAUCUGGACUCGUAUCAGACCAUGGGCCACCCAGCGCGAGCUGCUUAUUGUGGGCAGAGUCUGGGUUCUGUGCAUCGUAGCCGUCAGUAUCUGUUGGAUCCCAGUUGUGCAGGCGGCUCAGAGCGGUCAGCUGUUUGAUUACAUCCAGUCAGUCUCAAGCUAUCUGGCUCCGCCUAUCGCCUCAGUCUUCCUCCUGGCUGUGUUUGUUAAGAGGGUCAAUGAAAAGGGUGCCUUCUGGGGCCUGAUAGGCGGCCUGCUGAUGGGUCUGUGCCGGAUGUUGCCUGAGUUCUGGUUCGGUUCCGGCAGCUGUGUUUUCCCGUCUUACUGCCCUUUCUUGGUGUGUGGGAUCCAUUACCUCCACUUUGCAAUCAUACUCUUCUUCUGUACGUCAGUUCUGGUGCUGGUGGUCAGCUACUGCACCCAGCCCAUAGAAGAUCUACAUCUCCAUCGUCUGGUGUUCAGCCUGCGUCAUUCAAAAGAGGAGAGGAAGGAUUUGGACUGGGAGCAGGAAGAGAAAGGAAAAAGAGCUCGGAGAGAGGCUGAGGAGAGGAUGAGGGAGAAUAGUGAUGCAGUGGCUGAAGAGGGGAACAAGUCUUGUAUCUGUCGCAUGGUUGGUCGGUUCUGUGGUGGGGGCAGCGGCAGCGGCAGCAGCUCCCAGGCCCACGAGCAAGACACUGAGGCAUCAAAGAAGCUGCCUGACAUCAGCGAGGACCCGGUGUGGAAGUACAUUGUGGAUGUUAAUGCUCUCAUUAUGAUGGCUGUAGCAGUUUUUUUGUGGGGUUACUACGCUUAGCAGUCAUAUUAAUUCUAGUCGAAAGUGCAUGUGAGUUGGAAUCUUGAUGUGAUUAAGUUUAAUCACUUUGUUGGUAUGAUUCGGUUAGUCACUCUUCAGAGAAUAAAUAAAACAAUGUCGCCACCUGUUGGUAAGUACUUGUCACUGCAAAUCAUAGAGAUGUCACAAUUACAAAAAAAGGUACAAAUUAGGCAGCCAUGCAAGUAUACAGUAUACUACCAACAGUCUCACUUCUCUGUAGAGCACAAUGGGUUGUGAUCAUUCACUGCAUUUCUCCAACAGUGUGUGUAAUGCAGUCUAAAAAUGUUUUAUGAGGUUAGAAUGCCAUUACUGUAUACUCUUACAUGUUGAUUCAAUCACAAGUCAAUCACUGAGAUAAGAGGUGCGAGAAGAAAAAAGUAUUAUGUGGACGCCAGGUAAAAUGUAUAUUCAAUAAAGUAUCAAGUAGCCCGAAGAUGUGUUUU